GUCUCCAGUUUGUUUCCCUCAGCUGGCCUGUCUCAGGUUCUGAUAGAUCCUGAACAAUCUGGGUCACUGAUUGAUGCUGUUAGCGACGAUGGAGCAGAGCUCAUGCACUGAAGAUCGAAUCCAGCAUGUCCUUGAGCGCUGCCUCUGUCACCUGGGCCUCAACACACCUGACAAGCAUCUUUGGAAUGCUGGACUCUGUGUUAGCCGCUGGUGUUUGGAGGAACUUGUGAAGAGGGAUCCUCACAACUUCCUCAUUCUUCUACAAAAAAUACUGGAAAAAACGAAAAAGGUGCUGGAGCAGUGCCAGUAUGAGCUGGUKGUGCCCCUGACUCUCUUGUUCUUCUCAGCUCUGAUCAGAGCACCACAUAUAGCUGCAGACUGUGACGUGCUGCAGGAGGCCUACCUGCUGUUCCACAAGUUCCUGACCUGGCCUGAACCCUGCAGCUCCGCCUCCAAAAACCUGCUGAAUAUCAUCCAGCAGGAGCUUCGAGCACCAGGCAUCUGGUUUCAGCGUCUGAUAAGGAGUGAGCAGGGUCUUUCCUCCCACCUCACCUCUUCUAAAACCAUAAUGGUGCUGCUGGUGAGCCCAGAUGAUGACAUCCCUCUKGAGGUCCAGUUGGCAUCUGAGCAGCUGAGCUCCGGCCACUGCUCCACCAGAGACCUCAUCCCCACCCUCAUCCUGCACAGUUUUCAGGCUGCUUUUGGUAACAAAUGUGACCUGCAGGCACUUCACGCCUCCCUGCAAGAGAAGCAUCCAGAGGAGCUGGAGCAGCUUAUGGAGUCUAUCACUGGGAGCAUGGAAGCAGCAGCCUCAAUGGCAGAUUCCAAAAAAGCACACGGGAGUCUGCUCCACAGCUUAAUGAAGCUUAGUAAAAGUCUUACCAUCCCUGGUCCAACGAGUAGUUGUCCAGACAAUGGAUCUGUUGAGAGUUUCAUGCUGCCCCUUCCCAUAUGUCACACAUGCUCGUGGGAGGAUGAUAACUUUGAUGUUCUGAAGGACAUACUUGGACUUGAUACAGACCUGGAUUCUCCUCCAGAGUGUUUCCUCCGAGCAGACAUGGAUGAGGAUGAUGACGACAAUGAGACAAGUGUGGACGAUGAGUUUGAGUUGGACUUGAACAAAGUGGAUCAGGAAUUUCAGAACCAUAGCAUCUCAGUGGCGUCUUCGUCCUCGAGGGACUCUAUGGUUUCCAACAACUCUCUAUCCUCUAGCUUGUCUGCGCCGUGCACUUCAUCCGGUGUGGAAAGUGACAUCGGUGAGGACGCAGCUCAUGAAGACACAGAGCCAGGACAAGACAGCAAACCCAAGCCUAGAAAAAAACCCAAGAAAAAGUCCAAAUCCCUCUUGGGCUUAGAGCGCUUUUCUUUACUUUUUAAGAYGCCCCGCAGAGCCGAGAGCAUGGGUUAUCAUGGAGAUAGUGGCAGAGACUUCAUAAGAACUGGGGGGAAACUCAAGCAUCCAAGGCACCUCGUGAAGCAGGUUUGUCCAUCUUCCUUGGAUUCACUUUCCCUUGAGAAACAGGUGUGCUUCCGCAGGAGGCCCAUCCUGAGCGUCGAUGAAGGGAACACAGCAGAAACACUGACUGUGGUCAAAGUGGUUGCAUUUGGAGGUGACAGAGAAGUUGGCAGACUGGCGCGAGCAUACAGUGACCUGCAGCAGAAAGAGARUAAAUGUCCUCUACUCACCAGGACAUGCACACUGCAGUUUUACUUUGUUCCCACCAAAAAGAGAAAUGGAAGCACAGGAGCUGCACUCACAUCUGCUGAAGGACAGGAACCAAGCAGCUUUGUAGAGGAGGACAUGACAACAGAUAUAGCCCACAUGUUGGGUCGGAUGGAUCCAUGGUACGAGCGCAACGUCCUCAGUCUACUCAGCCUGUCCUCAGACGUCCUCUGUGAGGCUCCAUCCAAGGAUGAGGAGGUCACUGCGGGCUCUUGCAGCACGGAGCACCUUCCCCUGCUGGCCGACUUGGUGCUGUAUUACUGCAGACAGGCGGACAAGCCCGUCCUGGUGCAGCUCUACCAGGCCGAGCUGACUCUGGUGGGGGGAGAAAAGAGAAGGGAGGUGUUUAUUCAUACCUUGGAGCUGGGACACACGGCUGGAACCAGAGCUGUUAGGGCUAUGGGGGCUGCUGGCAAAAGGUUUGGGAUUGAUAAAGAAAGGGAGGCCGUGCCUUUGACACUGAGCGUUGCCUACAACAAGGUGGCAGUGAGUGGGAGGAGUCAGUGGAUUCAGACAGAGACAGUGUGCACCUCCAUUAAUCUUCACAAAACAUGCAGAAGAGCUGAGGACUUUGAUUCACAGGAGAGCCUGCAGCUGACACUGACAGAAGUUGUGAAACGGCAGUGCCCCAAGUCCAAAAAGGGUUACAACCAGCAAAUUGUGAUUUCAAAGAUGAAGGUGGAUAAGGUGCAGGUGAAAGCUCAGGAAGCGGGGGAGACUUUUGCCAUUUGUCUGGAUCAGGACCAAAAAACAUUCAUCCAAAGUGUCACAAGGUGUGAGGUGACUCUGUGCAGUAAACCAGGAAGUGGUUCAGACUGGAGGUCCUACAAACCUCUUCCGGGUCAAGUCCGGCCUCUGCACCCGACGUACCGCUCUCUGCUCUGCCUCCCCAUCACCUGCUUCUCCGCCUCUUAUUUGUGACACACAGGGUGGAAGCACUGACGGUGUGUGCAGAAAAAAAUUAUAAAUAUAUCAAUUCUCUUUGAGGCAUUGUGAUUAAAAUGUGUUUUAAUAAUGAUCAGAAUAAUAUUUGAUGCUUUGUUGUUGCUGGAGUCCCACCAUCUCACCAGGGCUUUAAGACAAUUAUGACACUUAUUUCUAAAUAAUGCUACAAAACUGACUACUUGAGAAUAUUUUACAUUUUUAAAUCCACUGUAUGAUCAAAUCUUUAUAUGUGAGUAAGCUAUUUAUUUGGAUGUGAUGAUGAUAAUGAAAUUGAGCCUUUCUUUUUAUAUGUGUGUCCAAAUUCACAAAUAAACCCAGAUGUCAGCUGUG
Molecule: messenger RNA, 2998 nt
Organism: Austrofundulus limnaeus
Lineage: Eukaryota; Metazoa; Chordata; Actinopteri; Cyprinodontiformes; Rivulidae
Product: phosphoinositide 3-kinase regulatory subunit 5
Exons: 18
Coding region: 74-2644 (856 amino acids)
Biological process (GO): positive regulation of MAP kinase activity; G protein-coupled receptor signaling pathway
Cellular component (GO): phosphatidylinositol 3-kinase complex, class IB
Molecular function (GO): 1-phosphatidylinositol-3-kinase regulator activity
Source: RefSeq, a predicted model, not a curated record